This is a messenger RNA of Cyprinodon tularosa, 1299 nucleotides long. It is a transcript of the gene nrbf2b, whose product is annotated as nuclear receptor binding factor 2b. The transcript is spliced from 4 exons. Lineage: Eukaryota; Metazoa; Chordata; Actinopteri; Cyprinodontiformes; Cyprinodontidae. Gene Ontology annotation, biological process: autophagy. Bases 161 to 970 code for a protein of 269 amino acids. The record is from RefSeq and is a predicted model, not a curated record.
GGUGCCACGUCUGGUCUGCGGGAUUGUGACGUCAGGACGUUAGUGCUACGCUAAGUGAGCUCCUUCUGUCCCCAGCUUCUCUUCUCCGGUUGUUUGUCGCCCGAAGUGCAGAGCGGAUGACCGACCGCGAACCGCAGCGAAGCCACACCAAAGCGACGCCAUGGAGGUCGUGGACAGCCCGCUGAACCUCGCCCACCAGCAGUGCAGGAAGGCAGAGCGGUUGGUUGUUGCUGGGAAGUAUGAAGAGGCCGUUUCCUGCCAUGGAAAAGCAGCAGAUCUUCUCACAGAAGCCAUGAAGUCCACAGAGUGUGAGCAGGCCCGUCUGUCCAUGGAGCUUCAGAGGGACAGCCACAUCAAGCAGCAGCGGCUGAUCCAGGAGCGUUGGAAGAGGGAGGUCCGACGCGAGGCCACCAAGGCCAGGCCGGGCCCCCUGACCAGAACCCUGUCCUCAGCCGGGCCCCCGGCUCCCGGAUCAGCUGACGUCAGCAGAGCAGUCGGCGAGCGAGAGUACGACACUCUGCUGUACCAGUUCCAGGUGCGGCAGGGCGGCAGCUGCCCACCGGCGGCCGCACCCUGCCCCGGCUCCAAAACCACCAAGGAUGAUAAAACCCGGCUGGAGGAGCAGCAGACCACCAUAGAGGACCUGCGGCGCCUGGUGGACCACCUGAUGAACGAGAACCAGCGGCUCACGGCCGACAAUGCGCGGCUGCGUUUGGAGAAUGCGCGGCUGCAGUCCGAGGCGGCCGACUUCGUGGAACGCUCCGAGCUCUGGGUCCUCCCGCACACAGGGGGCGCCGGCGGGCAGGAGGGGAAGAACUCUGGGAAGAGCAAAGGCAUCGCCAUCCCUCCGCUGCCGCCGCUGGAGAUGCCGGCGCAGGUGGAUCUGUGUCUGGACGACUUGCCGCCGCUGGAGCUGCCAGACGACAUCAAGAACGAACUGCAGGAGCUGCUGGAUCGAGACAAAAUGUGAUGCGUCGGCCCCGCCCGCUGCCAUCAUCAUCAUCCUCAUCCUGGACCAGGAACAUGUUCAGGUUCUGUUGAUCAUGAGGGGAAAUAUCAAUGACACAAAGCAGCCAGGAGAUGAUAAUCCCUGCAGAUUAUAAACUGAGCCAGUAUGCGCCAUGAGCGGGUCAGAACACCCGGCGGUACCUGGUGCCCCGCCCACGGACGCUCUGGAAUCAUUGGACCUCAGAUUAGCUUCAUGGUGGAUGAUCUCCGCUUUAAUCAGGUCAUUAAUAAUCAACAUGGCUGCAUCUGGUUUUAUGCUAGCAGGCAGAAAUUAAAGCUGUUCAUCAUCGA